GUUGAUGGGUUAGGUACGUAAGUAGGUAGUCGACGCCAAGGUUUACACGCGUGCAGUGUGCCGAAUCUGGCAGACGCUGGUUUUAGAGAAUGGAUCCGCUAUUAUAGUGCGUCAACCAAUGAACGGCCCCUAAAUACUGUCACCACGAUGGACCCGGAUUUCAAGCUUCAAGUUCGUUUCACAAACAAGAGACUUGUCCGCACGCCGCAGGUCGGGCGCCUACCCUCAGCACGCCAUGUCUCAAAAGAUCACAGGCAAAAACUUAUCGUACGACACGUCUUUACCGCCAUUCCUACAGGCCUUACGAUCACAGACUGGCGGUAGUGACCAGCCUCAGACAACUGGACAGAGACGUGCUGCGAAGAAGCGCUCGGACAGCGAGGACGCUGAAGACGUUCCAGUCGUCGUCGAUGAGAAUGGCAAUGUUGUGACGGUUGAGGUUGAUAAAGAAGGGCAGGUGAAGCCAGGGGAGGCGCUCGACCCAACGACUGUGGAAGGUCCUGAAAAGGAUGAAGUGAAGGAAGCAAAGACAGAUGCUGAGACCGCCAAGGCUGCCAUUGGAGGCCGGAAACGCAAAGUCGGAAGGCUCAUCGGCGACGCUGGGAGCCCUGCGGAACAGGACGAGAAGGACGGGGCAAAGGACAAGGUCAAGCAAGAUGAGGCGCCCAAAGCCAAGAAACCCAAGAAGAAAGCACAAAAAAUCAAGCUCAGCUUUGAUGAUGAAGACUGAGCGUGUGCCUGAGCUUUACUGGCCUACACGAGCAGUGCCUUGCACAUCGAAGCACACAGAAGAUUUAAGCAUGGCUACCAGUUGCCGUCAGGUCUACUAUACACCGGCUGUCGACGUCCUGGCUCUGGAUCACCCGCGCACAUAGUGGCACGGGACUUGAGAUCUAGUUCACAGUUGCAAUGGGCGCCAGUCACGACACAGGAACACGC
Messenger RNA from Emericellopsis atlantica, 939 nucleotides. RefSeq lists its product as uncharacterized. The record is from RefSeq and is a predicted model, not a curated record. Bases 236 to 730 code for a protein of 164 amino acids. Lineage: Eukaryota; Fungi; Ascomycota; Sordariomycetes; Hypocreales; Bionectriaceae. The transcript has a single exon.